This is a messenger RNA of Lecanosticta acicola, 1984 nucleotides long. Lineage: Eukaryota; Fungi; Ascomycota; Dothideomycetes; Mycosphaerellales; Mycosphaerellaceae. The record is from the annotation of a GenBank genome assembly.
AUGGCGAAGAAGGUUUACAGUCUCUUACCACUCCUCGGCACUGUUCUCAGUCUUCCUGCCAACGAAGUCCGAGCGACUGGAUCGUUAGACUCCUGGCUCGCGGCAGAAUCAAGUAUCGCAGUCAAUGGCGUCUUAAGCAAUAUCGGCUCCAUGGGAAGCAAAGUGUCUGGAGCGAAGUCCGGGAUCGUUGUCGCAUCGCCUUCUCAAUCGAACCCGGAUUACUUCUACACAUGGUAAGUAAGUGGAUAGGUGGGAGGCACGCACACCAAAAUCUCUCGCUUACGUCCUAUGCUCACUUUGCAGGACCAGAGAUGCCGCUUUGACGAUCAAAGCUCUUGUGGACCAGUUCCUUGCUGGAACUACUGGAUUGGAAGGGACCAUCCAGGACUAUAUCAACUCUCAAACGGUCGUACAGACAAUCCAGAACCCGAGCGGAGGGCUUUGCUCUGGCGGUUUGGGAGAACCGAAGUUCAAUGUUGACGAGACUUCUUUUACAGGUGCCUGGGGUCGUCCGCAGCGAGAUGGGCCCGCUCUCAGGGCCACUGCAAUGAUUGCUUAUGCCAGAUACCUUCUCUCGAUAGGUGGCACGGCAAAUGUGACCAACGUCAUCUGGCCGAUUGUACAGAACGAUCUAUCUUACGUUACACAGUACUGGAACCAAUCAGGCUUUGAUCUAUGGGAAGAGGUCAACAGUUCGUCCUUCUUCACCACCGCUACUCAAUAUCGCGCUCUUGUCGAAGGAUCUGCUCUAGCCUCUCAAAUUGGCAAGAGUUGCUCUAAUUGUGAUUCGCAAGCGCCUCAGGUCCUUUGCUUUUUGCAAUCUUACUGGACAGGCUCUUAUAUUCUUUCGAACACUGGAGGUGGUCGCAGUGGAAAGGACGCCAAUAGCCUCUUAGCUUCGAUUCACCUCUUCGAUCGCUCCACUGGAUGUGAUGCGAAUACGUUCCAGCCUUGCUCUGACAAAGCGUUGGCGAAUCACAAGGUCGUGACGGAUUCCUUUCGUUCGGUAUACUCUAUCAAUUCUGGAAUCCCAGAAGGCACUGGAGUUGCGGUGGGCAGAUACAGUGAAGAUCAGUACCAAGGCGGUAAUCCAUGGUGAGACAGGACGAGUUCAUCACGCACUUCUCGUUGCUUAUGGUAGACCAGGUAUCUUAACACCUUUGCCGCCGCGGAGCAGCUGUACGAUGCUGUCUAUACAUGGAACCAGACAGGCUCGAUCACGAUCACCUCCAUCUCACUGGCUUUCUUUCAGGCUAUCUACCCGUCUGCUUCUACCGGGACUUUUACCUCGUCUUCUGCUACUUUCACCUCAAUCAUCAACGCGGUCACUGCGUACGCCGAUAGCUAUAUGGCUAACGCACAACAGUACACGCCGAGCAGCGGCGCACUGGCAGAACAAUACUCUCGCAAUGACGGCACACCUCUGUCUGCGGGCGAUCUGACGUGGAGCUAUGCCGCUUUUCUGACUGCGUUCAACGCUCGGAAGGCCGCCAUGCCGGCCUCGUGGGGUGCCAGCUCCGCCAAACUUCCCAAUGUCUGUUCCGGCUCCUCUGCAAUGGGACCUUGCGCUACGGCUACCAAUACGUUUCCCCGACCUGGUAGUACCGGAACGCCAACAACCAGCACCGGAACGCCAACGACCACUUCUACUGGAGCGUGCACCGCUACGCCGACUUUGACCAAUGUGCUUUUCAAGGAAAUCGCUCAGACAACGUACGGGGAGAACGUUUACAUUGUUGGUAGUAUUUCACAAUUGGGAAACUGGGACACCAGUAAGGCCGUUGCGUUGAGCGCUAAUAACUACACGUCUACAAAUAACCUCUGGUAUGUCACGCUGGCUCUGCCAGUGGGCACUAACUUCCAGUAUAAAUACAUCAGGAAAGAGACGGAUGGCUCGAUUCGUUGGGAGAGCGAUCCGAACCGGCAGUACACGGUGCCUGGCAACUGUGCUGGCUCGGCUACGGAGAGUGAUACUUGGAGAUGA